GCAAGGUAGAGGAAGAUUGGCACAGAUGUUAGCUGAGGGACAAUGUUCCUCACACACAUACACACAAAGAAGAGGAGUGACGUUCAUAUUUGACAAGCACCAAGGCAAGGGCACACACCAAGACUUACCCCAGCUUGGAUCGUGGAGGCUGCUGCCAUGCUGGGCAUUCCCCUCAGCUGCUGGAUUUGGGGGAGAUCUGGGAUGGUCACUAGCAGGGCUCAGUGCAGUAGCUGCUUACCAAACUGUGGUGGUAUUUCAAUACUUAACAAGUGAGUUCAGCUGUUCAGGUUUGUACCAUUGAGUGCAUCUGUAUAUCAGCCAGCUCAAGCAUAGGCUUUGCUCUGUGACAUGCCAUACCUAAGAAGCAUAUACCAAGCCAUACAGCAAGCCCUGGUAAGUCUGGAGCAGAUUUACCUCGUUAGUAAGAAUACCUAUUUUGAAUUUUUAGGGAGCAGACUAGGUCUUAUUCCAUGUUAUAAAGAUCUUUAAUUCAACAUAGUCAUAUUUGCGAGCUGUACUGUAACAUUAAAAAAACCCUUGGUCAUGAAACAUGCACAAGUCGGUAUGUUCCUCUAGUGAGAGCUGUAGGUAUUUUUUGAUGCAUUUCAUUAUCACAUUUGAAAUGUUUACUAUUUAAUAGUGCCUGAAAUUUACUAUUGUUUUGUCUCUUAGGUAGCAUGAUAAGUUACCAGCUGUCUUUGAAACAGUGGGGUUAUCAAGGGCUGUUAGAUAAUCUUUUCUUGACACCAAUUGUUCUCUGUUAUGACAUACAUUUGAAGAAGUUAUAUUUUUGCAAAAUCACUGUAAAACUUGUUUACUAUUUUUAUUAAUUUCAGAAAAAUAUUAUAAGCAUCAAAUGUAUUUUCAUAUAUAUAUACCCUAAUGAUAUAGCUGAAACACUGACCAUUCCAUUGUAGAGUUUGGAAAAAUGCUUGUUUAGACCACUUAUAUCUUGUGAGACUUAACUCACUCAUGUUCCUGCCUCCUCCUUUCUUCACUGCCCCAGUCCAUCGGGAUUUUCCGUAUUGAGAAAUGCUCUAGCAUUUAGUAUGAAUAAUAUUAAUAUUUUACACUUGUUUACAGUCUUCUGUUAUUGCCCAUUCUCUGUGUUAUCUUUUCUUCGUCAGUAGAGACUAUUUCUGAAAUUGUACACUUUCCAUGACAGAAUAUCAAAACUAAGCACAGAAAAGUCAUCGAGCAAUUACUUGACAUGUAUUGCUCAGAACCUACGGUACUGCCAGAAAAUUUCACUAUAUGAAAUAUUUCUCUCUAAAAGUAUAGACAAUUUAACUCUUUAAGCUAUGCCCAUAUGAGGGUAAGAACACUAGUUGAGCAAGAAUACGUUUAUGUCAUUUCAGGAUUUGGUGACAUUUGGGGAUGUGGCUGUCGAUUUCUCUCAAGAGGAGUGGCAAUGGCUGAACCCUGCUCAGAGGAAUUUGUACAGAAAAGUGAUGUUGGAGAACUAUAGAAGCCUGGUGUCACUGGGAGUUUCAGUUUCUAAGCCAGAUGUGAUCUCAUUAUUGGAGCAAGGAAAAGAGCCCUGGAUGGUGAAGAAGGAGGGGACAAGAGGCACAUGCCCUGAUUGGGAGUAUGCACUUAAAAACAAUGAAUUUUCAUCAGAGCAAGUUAUUUAUGAAGAAUCAUCCAGAGUAGCAACAAUGGGAAGAAGCCAUCUUAGUUAUAGCCUUGACUGCACCAGUUGGAGAGAAGACUGUAAAAGUGAGGACUGGUUUAAGAAACAGUCGGGAAGUCAGAAGGUACAUUCUAGCCAACUGAUGAUCACUCAUAAAAGUAUGCCCUCUAAAAAUCCAAGUACUGAAUACACUAAGUCCUGGCAAACUUUCCAUCAGGAUGCAAUAUUUGCUAUAAAACAGAGUUUUCCCACCAAAGAAAGAGUACGUAAGCAUGAGCCACAAAAGAGAAGUUACCAAAAAAAACCUGUUCAAAUGAAACAUAAGAAAGUCUAUGUAGAAAAGAAACUUUUGAAAUGUAAUGAAUGUGAGAAAGUUUUCAACCAGAGCUCAUCUCUUACUCUUCAUCAGAGAAUUCACACUGGAGAGAAACCCUACGCAUGUGUUGAAUGUGGGAAAACCUUCAGCCAGAGUGCGAACCUAGCUCAACAUAAGAGAAUACAUACUGGAGAGAAACCUUAUGAAUGUAAAGAAUGUAGGAAAGCCUUCAGCCAGAAUGCACACCUUGCUCAACAUCAGAGAGUUCAUACUGGAGAGAAACCUUAUCAGUGUAAAGAAUGUAAAAAAGCCUUCAGCCAGAUUGCACACUUGACUCAACAUCAGAGAGUUCAUACUGGAGAGAGACCUUUCGAAUGUAUUGAAUGUGGAAAGGCCUUUAGUAAUGGUUCAUUUCUUGCCCAACAUCAGAGAAUUCAUACAGGAGAGAAACCUUAUGUAUGUAACGUGUGUGCAAAAGCCUUUAGCCAUCGUGGAUACCUAAUUGUACAUCAGAGAAUUCAUACUGGAGAGAGACCCUAUGAAUGUAAAGAAUGCAGGAAAGCCUUCAGCCAGUAUGCACACCUUGCUCAACAUCAGAGAGUUCAUACUGGAGAAAAACCUUAUGAAUGUAAAGUAUGUAGGAAAGCCUUCAGCCAGAUUGCAUACCUUGAUCAACAUCAGAGGGUUCAUACUGGAGAGAAACCCUAUGAAUGUAUUGAAUGUGGGAAAGCCUUUAGCAAUAGUUCAUCACUUGCACAACAUCAGAGAAGUCAUACUGGAGAAAAACCUUAUAUGUGUAAGGAAUGUAGGAAAACAUUCAGCCAGAAUGCAGGCCUUGCUCAACAUCAGCGAAUUCAUACUGGAGAGAAACCUUAUGCAUGCAAUGUUUGUGGGAAAGCCUUUAGCUAUAGUGGAUCUCUUACUCUACAUCAAAGAAUUCAUACUGGAGAGAGACCCUAUGAAUGUAAGGAUUGCAGGAAAUCUUUCAGGCAGCGUGCACACCUUGCUCAUCAUGAGAGAAUUCAUACUAUGGAGUCAUUCUUGACUCUUUCCUCUCCCUCACCCUCCAUGUCCAGUCAGUUGCCAAGACCUCUAGGUUUUAUCUCCUAAAUAUGCCUUGAAUCUGACUCCUUUAAUCCAUUUCCAUCAUCUUUGUCCAAUACACAGUAAUCUAUUUGACAUGGACUAUGGAAAUAGCUUUCUAACUGUUCUCCCUGUAUUUAUCAUUUCCUUUGUCAAUUGUCCACAUUGCUUGUAUUUAAAAGCAGUUUGUGCAUAUCACUUCUCCCUCAUUAAAACCCCUCACUGGCAUCCCACAGUUGUUAGGUUAAAGCACACAUUCCUCAAAAUAGCCUAGAAGUUUCUCCAAACCCCCAAUACUUUGUUCCAGUCUACCUUCCAAAGCCCUAUCUCAUGUCAGUAUCCAUCUCAUUCUUUAGAUACUUAUCCAGAAUUAAGAACUCAUAUUCCAGCAUCAAAUACAUCUGGAUUCCAAUCCUUAUUCUUCCAUUUCCUAGCCCUCUAAUUUUGGAGAACAUUUUGUCCUUUGUAAGCUUUAGUCUUAUUUAUAUUAUGGGAAUAAUAAUGGUACUACCUCAAAAGUUAAUGGGAGGAUUAAAUGAGAUAAUGCAUGUAAAUUGCUCAGCAGAGUGCCUAGCAUAAAGUAAUCACUCAAUAAACAUUAAUGUAAGAUGAAAAGAUACUGUGGUAUACAAAGAAGACCUGAUCAUCUCAGCAAUGAUCAGCUGAGAAAUAACAAGCAGCAGCUCAAGACUCAAGAGAUUGUAAAUAAUUUUGAUUAAGAACAGUAGUCACUGUUCUAAAGAUGGGUGACAAGGGUAUCUAAUACAGUAGGAUGAUACAGAGUAAGAUGGUAGCUUCUAUUUCAGCAUGAAUAUAUAGGAUAUGACUUUGUUGGUAAGAAAAACUAACUUCAUUACAUAUUCAACAGUUCUAAGUAGCCAGAUUUUAAAAAUCACUUGUAAUAAGAUAAGUAGAAUUUAUUGAGGUGUAAUCAUUUACAUUGAAACAAAUGUGAAAUGGAUAUUAAAAAAGACAGAAAACUUAAAAUGAUCGACAACCAAAGAAGAAUAGAAAAUAAAGUGUAAGUUUGAACUCCCCUCUCCAAAUUCCAGGUGGAUGAGUGUAUUAAACCUAUGUCUAUUUAAAUAAAAUAUUUAUAGAAUAACCAUAUUCUAUUUAAAACAGAAAAA
Molecule: messenger RNA, 4162 nt
Organism: Equus caballus (horse)
Lineage: Eukaryota; Metazoa; Chordata; Mammalia; Perissodactyla; Equidae
Gene: ZNF583
Product: zinc finger protein 583
Biological process (GO): regulation of transcription by RNA polymerase II
Cellular component (GO): nucleus
Molecular function (GO): DNA-binding transcription factor activity, RNA polymerase II-specific; RNA polymerase II cis-regulatory region sequence-specific DNA binding
Source: RefSeq, a predicted model, not a curated record